Molecule: messenger RNA, 4156 nt
Organism: Misgurnus anguillicaudatus (oriental weatherfish)
Lineage: Eukaryota; Metazoa; Chordata; Actinopteri; Cypriniformes; Cobitidae
Source: RefSeq, a predicted model, not a curated record
CUGCUUUUUCCUUCUGCGAAAGCAGAGUGAGACACAACAGUGUUUGAGGAACAAGAAGAGAAAGGAGAGAUGCCACUGGGGGGGUUUGCGGGUCUAAAGGAGAAGGUGCUCAAGCCAGGGAAGGAGGAGUUGAAGAACAAUGUUGGUGACUCUCUGGGGAACCUACAGAAGAAAAUUGAUGGCACUAAUGUGGCUGAGGAGGACAACAUUGAGCUCACAGAAGAUGGUCGGCCAGUGGCAGCCCCCAAACGCAACCCACCCCUGUUGGAUUGUGGGUGCUUUGGCCUUCCCAAACGUUACAUCAUUGCCAUGCUCAGUGGACUCGGCUUCUGCAUCUCAUUUGGCAUCCGUUGCAACCUGGGUGUGGCCAUAGUAGAAAUGGUCAACAAUAACACCGUCUACAUCAACGGGACUGCCGUAAUGCAGCCAGCUGAGUUUAAUUGGGAUCCAGAGACAGUGGGUUUGAUACAUGGAUCUUUUUUCUGGGGCUACAUUGUCACUCAAAUCCCCGGAGGAUUCAUCUCCAACAAACUAGCCGCUAACAGGGUCUUUGGGGCAGCCAUUUUCUUGACCUCACUGUUAAACAUGUUUAUUCCAUCAGCUGCUCGGGUCCAUUACGGCUGUGUCUUGUUUGUUCGAAUCUUGCAAGGACUAGUCGAGGGUGUCACUUAUCCAGCUUGCCAUGGGAUGUGGAGCAGAUGGGCUCCUCCGCUGGAAAGAAGCCGUCUGGCUACUACCUCUUUCUGUGGAUCUUAUGCAGGAGCUGUGAUAGCAAUGCCAUUGGCUGGAAUAUUAGUGCAGUAUGUUGGCUGGCCCUCUGUCUUCUAUGUAUAUGGUGUUUUUGGCAUUAUAUGGUACACAUUCUGGCUCCUGCUCGCUUAUGACAGCCCGGCCAUACACCCUACGAUCAGCGAGGAAGAAAGGACGUACAUAGAGACCUCGAUUGGAGAGGGAACCAAUCUGAUGAGUACUACUGAGAAAUUUAAAACUCCUUGGCGUGAAUUCUUUACAUCUAUGCCCGUCUACGCUAUUAUUGUGGCAAACUUCUGCCGCAGCUGGACCUUCUACCUCCUGCUCAUAAGUCAGCCGGCUUAUUUUGAAGAGGUCUUCGGGUUUCCCAUCAGCAAGGUGGGCAUUUUGUCAGCCGUACCUCACAUGGUGAUGACGAUUGUUGUGCCGAUAGGAGGCCAGCUGGCUGAUUUCCUGAGGAGUCGGAAAAUCCUCUCUACCACAACUGUGCGCAAAAUCAUGAACUGUGGAGGUUUUGGCAUGGAGGCCACACUGUUAUUGGUGGUGGGGUUCUCGCACACACGUGCAGUGGCUAUUACGUUUCUUAUCCUGGCUGUGGGCUUCAGUGGAUUUGCGAUAUCAGGUUUUAAUGUAAAUCAUCUGGACAUCGCUCCUCGCUAUGCCAGUAUUCUCAUGGGCAUCUCUAAUGGAGUGGGCACCCUGUCUGGUAUGGUUUGCCCCCUAAUCGUUGGAGCACUCACCAAACACAAGACUCGUCUUGAGUGGCAGCAUGUCUUUGUGAUCGCAUCCAUGGUGCAUUACUCCGGUGUGAUCUUCUAUGCCAUCUUCGCCUCCGGUGAGAAGCAGGUGUGGGCCGAUCCCGAGAGCACCAGUGAUGAGAAAUGUGGCAUCAUUGGUGAAGAUGAGCUGGCUGAUGAGACAGAGCCCAACACUGAUAGUUCCUUGGCAAUCAAGAAGAAGACCUACGGCACCACAGACAAUUCCUCAGGGCGUAGACAGGGCUGGAAGAAGAAGAGAGGGGUUACCAUGCAAGACGAUGAAGAUCAUGAAUCGAAUCAUUAUGAAAAUGGGCAGUAUCAAAACUAAUAUCAAUGACAUUUUGUCAGCAAAAGCCCAGGACUGCCCUUUCAUCCAAAGAGUGAUGCGGUUUUGAAGUGUUUAAUUAACUGCGGUCACCCCACCACUGGACUACAGUACAACAUUUGACAUUUAACAUAAUAUAUGUUUUAGGAGAAACAUUUUGGAUGGCGUCUUUUCAUUUCACCCUGUUAAUGGAACAGAUGCAUGAUGACGGUCAAUGGUGUGUUAGUUGUUAUUUAAAAUGGAGAUUUUUAGCCUUAAACAAAUAAAGAGCUCAGAUGCAAAAUCCUCUAAGUGUGUCGGACAUGUUUUCCUAUAAAUGAGCAUAGGCUCUUAUGUUUAGGUUCAGUAAUUUCACUUUAAUGGCAAUGAAGUCCAUGCAAAAAUAUCUACUUCCGAAAACAUGUCCUUUCUGAAUAAAUGUGUUCAAUAUCCUAAUAUAUUUUGUAAACAUCCAUUAACUGGGUAAAGAAAAUCUUGCACCUUGAUGUACAUGCGCCUCUAUUCAAUUCAUCUUUUGUGCAUUUAGAGGACUUUGCUGAAAAAUCAUUGUGGUGUUUAACAGAUUCUGCCAACAAAAUGGUAUUUUUGAAAGCCAGAGACCGGGAUAAAGUGGAUUUGAAGCGAAAGUAUUUGCUGAACGUAUAAUACGUGCCGAGAGCAUUCCGUUCAUUUUUGACAUAGGUGACGUUUAGUGGCUUUUGCAUCUGAGCUUUUCAAAUAUAAUGAAGGAAGUUUCAGCUAGUGGCUACAUACAGUGGCCCCAAAAAGUAUUGAAAUACUUUUAGGAUUAAUUUCCUUACAGGAAUGGCAUCUGCAAGCAAGUUAUUUGAGACCUUUUCUUCACAUUUUCACAGUUUUUUUACCCUGUCUGUGAAAUCCAGACUAAAGUCUCAUAAUUUAAUUUUGAGUUUAGGGACAUCAAAGUUAGAUUUUAAUCUAUUUCAAACUUUGACAUUGCCUUACUCAGUCAAUAUUAAAGAUAUCAAGGUUAUAUUUUCACAGAAUGAUCUUUACAUUAUCUUUACAUAUCACAGAUUGGGUCACAUUAAACCAACUUGUCUCAAGGCAGUUUUAGUUUUCAUGUUCGCACAGGUGUCCCAGUGAACAACCAGUUAAAAUAAAAGUAUGCUUAAAUUGUUCAAAUACUUAUUACCUUUAUUUUCAAACCUUUUUUAUUUCGCUUAAAAAAGUGUGCUCAUACUAUUUUUUAAUUAAUAAAUGCUGUAUGGCUUGGUAUUUUGUAUUAAGUGUAAAACAUAAAUACAUUAAAUACUUUUGGGGCCACUGUAAUUGUCUAAAAAACAGAGACUAAAAUGAACAUUGAAGUGCAUUAAAAACAGGAUUAAUAACAUUUUAAAUCAUAAUUUUGUUUUAAAGUCGUGUUAUAUUUAAGGCUGACAGCAGAAUAUGCAUAGGUUAUUUUUUAUGUUAUGUUUGCUGUUGUCAGCUAUGCAAAGGAAAAACUGUAUAGUGAGUCAGAUUAAUUUUAGGGUAAAUACUCUCUCUGUGCAUCCAUGGGUUUUACAGUUAUUCAAGCUCCACAUUAGAGCUUUAAAAAAAUCUGAUGGUUAUGGUAAGGAUGGUGUUUUAUUUUUUUACUUAGUUGGAUACAUUAUGUCCACCUUUAAUAUUUCCUAAUAUAGUACAUCGUUUACAGACUUUUAAUGUGGGAGGGCUAUGGCUGGUAUUUAUGUUUGUUGAAUUGAAACUACAUAUUGAAUUGAAUUUGGAUGAUAUUUCACAAAAACCUGCAAUGUGCCUGUUUUUUUUUUUUUUUGCACAGUACCUGUUAUGACAAAGACAUUUCAUUGCUUUUACUGUACGUGGACGUCAAGAUGAUUGUUUAAAACGUGCACUUUACCAUUGCAUCACUGUAAAUGAUAAUGUAUAUUUAAGUGUUUAUUUGAAGGACAAUACAAAUGCUUUCAGUACAUUUAUCUGUAGUGUAUUAAAAUGUCUUCAAAACAAACCAUAACAUUGAAAAAGAAAAUUAAAUUAAAUUGCACAUACAUAAGACAGUAGCAGUUUAAUACCAUCUUACAGUAUUAAUGAGUUAAGUGAGGAACAAAUGAAAUCGAAGUAGAUGUAAUUGAAACGUCUCUCUUUCUCUCUCUCUCUCUCUCUCUCUCUCUCUCUCUCUCUCUCUCUCUCUCUCUCUCUCUGGUCCCUAAUUGUCACUGGGGCAGUAAGGUCAUAAGAUUAGAUACCAUUUAUACAAAUAUGUAUACAUAUAGCAAUACCUCUAAGGUACUAAGAUGAACUCUUUAGGUUUUUGUAUGAUUCAAUUUCAUACAAAUUAGCCACAUUGUAGACUGGCAAAAAU